This is a messenger RNA of Entelurus aequoreus (snake pipefish), 2482 nucleotides long. Its product is annotated as regulation of nuclear pre-mRNA domain-containing protein 1A-like. Lineage: Eukaryota; Metazoa; Chordata; Actinopteri; Syngnathiformes; Syngnathidae. Gene Ontology annotation, molecular function: RNA polymerase II complex binding. Gene Ontology annotation, biological process: mRNA 3'-end processing. Bases 237 to 1091 code for a protein of 284 amino acids. The record is from RefSeq and is a predicted model, not a curated record. The transcript is spliced from 7 exons. Gene Ontology annotation, cellular component: RNA polymerase II, holoenzyme.
ACGAGCAAGCGGAAGUGCCUUGCUCAGGCUGCCGAGCUAGCAAGGCUAGGCUAACUAGCUGGUGUGUAAACACGGUAGGAAGUUGGGUAGCUGUGUUGCUUUGAUUAGUGUGCUUUUAUUUUCCUUUAUUGGACGCCUAGAGUGAAACAACAACCACAGACAACACGGUGGAGGAACAACCGAAGCGGCCGCUGUCGGUUAAAACUCGCAACGGCGACGUUUGUAGUGCGGUCGAAAUGUCCUCUUUCUCCGAGGCGGCUCUAGAGAAGAAGCUGUCCGAGCUCAGCAACUCCCAGCAAAGUGUGCAGACGCUGUCGCUGUGGCUCAUCCAUCACAGGAAACACGCCAAGACCAUCGUGGACGUGUGGUUUAACGAACUCGUCAAAGCUCAGGUACCACGCAAGCUGACCUUCGUGUACUUGGCUAACGAUGUCAUCCAGAACAGCAAGAAGAAAGGACCAGAAUUCACGCAGGAUUUUGCGCCGGUCAUCGUCGGCGCGUUCAAACAUGUUCACAGGGACGGAGAGGACGGCUGCAAGAAGCAGCUUGGCCGGGUGUUGUCUAUCUGGCAGGAGAGAGCCGUGUACGACAGCGACCUGCUGGACCAGCUCUCACAAGUCCUCUACGGCGACAAGAAGGCCAAGAAGAGACCCUACGAGUCCAUCCAAGCCUCAGAGGACCACUUUGCCUCCAGGAGUUCCCCAGGGGAGCCCCCACAGGUCCUGGUCCUGACGACGUCCGAGUUGAUCCGAGCGCUCCAGGAGCUGGAGAACGCCACCUCGGGAGACUCGCUGUUGCGUCAGCGCAUCUCCUCGCUUCCCGCCGAAGUGCAGGACACAUCCUUGCUUCACAGGAUCACAGAUAAGGAGUCGGGGGAGCGCAUCUCGCGGCUGGUUGAUGACGCCUGCAUGCUGCUGGCCGACUACAGCGGCCGCCUGGCGGCGGAUAUUGACGACCGGCGGCAGCUGACGCGCACGCUCAGCAGCUUCCUGCAAAGCCAGAAGGACGGCCUGGUCCAGAACGAGCAGAAACUUGAAGUCAUUUCCAACUGUUGUCUUCUCACACACACACCUGCUGGAGUUUGGAGCUGAUUGCAGGUUUGUUGUCCACGCGGCAGGAGAACCACGUCCCUCUUGCCACUUUGGAAUGGAAACAAAAAAAAGAGACAAUUCAAAUAAAGGAAAGUCGUCUUGUCAGUGCUCUUUUUUUUUACCUUUCACAUGUUCCAAGACUAACACAUUUCUAGUCCAGUAGAAUAGGAUGCAGCUGUCCAUUGUUCUGCUGAUUACUUUGUUCCGUUUAUUAAGUCAUUUGAUUUUAAAAAAUGCAUAUUUUUAGGGUAAAUAGUUGAAAUAAACUUACCAUAAUCUUCAUUACCUUCUUUGACCUUAUUUUACUUUGUUUUAACUUAUUUUACCUCUUUUUUUUAACCUUCUAUUUAACUUAUUUUAUAUAUCAUUUACCUUGUAUUUAUUUUACCUCUUAUGUACCUUCUAUUUAAUUAUUUUACCUUUUAUUUAUCUUCUAUUUACCUUAUUUUACCUCUUAUUUACCUUAUGUUACCUCUUAUUUACCUUCUAUUUAAAUAUUUUACCUUUUAUUUAUCUUCUAUUUAAUUUAUUUGCCUUCUAUUUAAAGUGCCUUCCUUGACUGUCUUUUACCUUCUUCUUUUUUAAAUCUUAUUUUACCUUUUAUAUUCCUUAUUUUACCUGCUUUUUAAAAUAUUUUACCUUUUAUUUAACCUCUUUACCUUUUUAUUUAACCUACUUUACCUUUUAUUUGCCUUAUUUACCAUGUAUAUAUCUUGUAUUUAACUUACUCUCUUUUCUUUAUCUUCUCUUUAACUUAUUUUACCUUCUAUAAUUUAUUUUACUUUUUAUUGACCUUUUUAUUUACAUUUACCUUUUUGACUUUUUAUUUAGCGUCUAUUCCAUUUGCUUUACCUUCUGUUAUGCAGUCCGGGUGUUGUAAAUGUUCAUUAGUUACACUCAAACGAUAAAUUGAAGCAACAGAAAAUUAAUCCAAGCUUUUUUGUAAUCAAAUGAAUGGAUGACUGCUUGUAGCCCUACAGUAGUGACUUGGUUAAUGAUACGUUCUGCAAGUGACGUUGUUAACCAGGUUUUCCCAAAGGAGACAAUGUAAAAAACAGAGACAUGCAGAAAAUAAAUAAAUUGUUCAUGAAAAGGAAAGUGACCAGAGAGGAGCGCAGAGGAAAAUGUAAACAUCAAACGUUAAAAAACACUUUUUUUCUUUAUCUGAGGUAACACUGUAACAGAUUUUUAAAAAUUGUAUUUUUUAUUUUUUAUUUUAAUGUUCGUUUUUAAACCAAAAAACCAUUACAACAAGCUAAUUAAUUUUUAAAAAUUAUUUUAUGUUUGUUUUAACCGAAAAUAACGUUACAAGACAUUCUUUAACUGAGGCACCACUAUAUUAGCGGUUGUUUUAUUUUAAUCAUUUUAAUGUUUGUUUUUAACGGAAAUUA